AUGGCUCAAGUUGCAGCUGCUCGGCAUGCUCUCGGAGUGGCGUCUCCCGCUUCCCUGCCUUCUGCUGCUCCUGCAAUCGCAGCGGCGGGAGAGCCGCAGAGUAUUCGCUGCAUUCAUGACCAUUACGAGUUGAUCAGGAAACUUGGCUCAGGCUACACAGCCACCGUCUACAGCGCUCGCUGUCGCGCUACUGGUCGUAUAGUUGCCGUAAAAGACAUUGACAAGGUGAUGGAAAUGUGCGAGGGCAGAGACCUCGUAGAUUACGUUUUGACACGCCCGCCUGGAGGCAUAGCAACUUCUUCCUGCCGUCGCCUCAUGCAGCAGCUGCUCCUCGCUAUACAUUUUCUUCACUCUUACAACGUGAGGAUCUUGCAUCGGGAUAUCAAGCUCGACAACAUCAUUUUCCGUCAAGCAGAUUCCUCCUCCUCCGGGCAGCAAGAUAUCGGGCAGACUGGCGAUUUGGCUCUCCUUGACUUUGACAUGUGCCUUCUGCUGCGUUCUGAAGAGCAGCAGCAAAUGCAGCAGCAGCAAAUGCAGCAGCAGCAAAUGCAGCAGCAGCAAAUG
Cyclospora cayetanensis is the source of this 564-nucleotide messenger RNA. RefSeq names its product CBL-interacting protein kinase 25-like. The transcript is spliced from 5 exons. The annotation marks the transcript as partial. Gene Ontology annotation, biological process: protein phosphorylation. The record is from RefSeq and is a predicted model, not a curated record. NCBI's taxonomy places the organism in Eukaryota, Apicomplexa, Conoidasida, Eucoccidiorida, Eimeriidae. Gene Ontology annotation, molecular function: ATP binding; protein kinase activity.